CAGCUCGAGGAAAAGGGUUUUAUUGCGCGCGGGAAGAGCUGCGCACCAGCUCAGCGUUUGUUGUUGCUCUGAUGUUAUUUUUUUGCAGUGCUGUUGCGUUGUGCUGCACUUUGUUGUGGUCUCACGGUGCUUUCAUUUCGCUGUCGAUACAGUCGGUCGUUUCAGUGCAAUUUCUUGUUAAAAGUCAUAGUUAUACAGAUACUAACUACCCCAAAGGAUAAUAUUAAGUAGGCAGUAGUUAUAGUUGAAGGAAAAACUAGUGUGUUUUGAUGACUGUUUAAGUCUUUCAAUGACCUUUUGUAGAGGUGCACAGUGAAUGCCUUGGUAGUUAUAUGUAAUUUUUUUAAAAUUAAUUAUUUUUAUGAACUGCUUGAAAAGAUUUUGCUCCAAAACCUGAGUAUGUGCUUUAUGAAGGUACAGGGUAAGGAUGGAGGAUGGUGGUCGAAGACUCUCUGUUUCUUUUUAAGCAUAUUUUGCAUUUUCCAGUUUCACCUGUGUUUGAGGGGGUUUGUUGAGACAUGUUGUGGUUCUUGUCCUGGCUGUGAUAUGUGGCUGCCUGUCAUGACAUUACAGUGUUUGGUACUGCCAGAGAUCUGACUUCUGGCUUCAUAGCAGUAUUAGCCCCUGACUUUUCCUGAAGAUCCAAAGUUUCUGCUCCGUGAUUUCCAUUUGAGUCCCAGGGCUCUCUAAACAAAUGAGCCUCUGAGCUCCUUUUUUAGGCAAACCCCUUUUCUCUGCUGUCCAAGUUGUUUUUUUCCACAGCACCGUGGGAAACUUCUUCCAAAUGUGCUUAUCAAGCCCAGUUACAGACGUGACUGUUUUUUCUGGCAUUCAGAAACCAAAUACAAAACACCUUUACAAAGGUGCACAGGGAAGCAGCCUCACCUCAUGCUUUCAAGUUUGUCAAGAGGCCUCUGAUUCACCGCUGGUGUCUGCCAGGAGGAACAGCUCAGUCCAGCUGGAGUCAGGAAAAAUCCACAGGCUGCAGGUUUCCUGUUAAAGACUCACGUGCAGGUGAAAAUUUGGUGUUGCCUUAACGUGUGCAAACAGAGAUUUGGCUGGGGGGUUUGUUAAGGACAUGCAGAGAUGAAUGGGACAAAGCAGAUUGCCCAGACUGAAUGCAGGGAUGAGUAGGAACAAGUGUUUCAUUUCUAUCUGCAGUUCAUACAGGAUGAUGUUCCAGGUGACACAGAUGUCCCUCUGGGGCAUGGUUAACGUGAUUAGAAGCAGUGGGUAUGCUCAGCUCUGGGGAGGAGUGAGGGGCAGGGGCUGUGUGUGAAUUGUAGCCUUAAGGUUUUGAGAGGUCAGAGAGUUUAGACACCUGGCCUGUCCAGCUCUGUCUGUGUCAAACACCUGCAGCAGUGAACUGAGAACAGUUGCUGUGUUUGUUGGUUGGGUGCUUGAGGAGACCAGCCCCAGCACAGCUUGGAUACUGUGGGGUGAAACAGUGCAGGAAGUGGCAGUAAACAUCUGUGGGGUAAGGAGGGGUUGGUAGAUGUGAGCAGAGGUUUGCAUCUAGAGAGAUUUAGGCCUGUGUGGACAGGAACUGGGUUGGUAUUUGGACAUAAAGUCCUGGAGCUUCUGCUUUUGGUCCUGUUGAUAGAAAGCCCAGCUCAGGGUGGCGAGGCGGUGACACCGUUCUGAGCACACACAGUUGACUCACAGCAGUGCUUCCAGCUCCCUUAGGAGGCCAGCAGGCCAGCUUCUGUCUCACAGCACACACUUUCCAUCCAUAAAACACCUUACCUCUGACUGUGCUAGCCCUGUGUGAGGAUUGUCAGCAGAAAAGGGUGGAAAAAGGUUUUGUGAAGCCUCUGUUAAAAAUAUGUGUAUGCUGUACUUUUAUCAGUAGCUGUUGUGUUUUUCCCUGUUGUGGCCACAGCCAGUCUCGGCCAAACCUACAGAACUCUCUGACUGGGAAUAAGAAAAGCUGUGGUCACAUGGGAUUGGAAUCGUUUGAUAAUCUGAGGUCAAUUGUUAUUUAGUCUAAUGAAGCAUGGAAGCAAGGUUUGAGAACUUCAAGUCCUGUUUUCUGAGAGCAACGCUGAAAAGUACUCAUGCUAAAACUGGUUGUAGAUAAGUCCAGUUGUUGGUGAAAAGUUGGACCUGGAGGAUCCAUAAUCUCUGCAAAACCUUCCCUUCACUGAGCACUCACUCUUGGAGUGGAGCUGAUUUUCUGAGUUAUGCUCACUUGAGCUGAGAAGUGUGGGAUAGGAACUGAGACAGUGUUCACUUAGAAAGAGCCUUACUAGGCUGGCUUGCCUUAUUCUGUACUGCUUCUAUUUUUCCAUUUACCUUUUCCUCUGUUACUUUGAAUUGUGACUCUCCCCUGGAUGACAGGAAAAUAUUUACUGAAGGUGUGUAGAGUCUCAAUGUUUGUAAAUGGCCCUGUGUCCCUGUCUGCCCUGGGAAAGGACUAGAACAGAAUGGUGGACACUCACCUUUAAAGUGGAAACUCUUCUCUCAUUAGAAAAUUCAGUUGCACUUUUGAAAGUGUUAAUUUCAAAUUGUUUCAUUGUUGAUUUCAAGUUGUUUGCAGUCACUGUGAAGUGUCCAUUUCCUAUAAACCUUGAAAUGAUGAAACUCUUUAUUUGUUGAUCUCCAGUGUUGUAUCUGCUAUGGGUCAUAUUUGGAAGCCAAAUUGUGCAGCUCACAGGAGGCUGACACAGUGGGUUAAUAGAGUAAUCACUGGCAUAGUGAGAAGAAUUUGUUCUGGAAUACUUUUCUGCAAGAUCAGCUGGAAAUGCUGUUGCCCUGUGGUCUGGGAUGGUGUUGCUGUGUGGCAGGGAUGGCUCUGUGGUAACUGUGGGGUAUUCCUCACAUUUGUGCUUAGGAGGGACAUACACAAUGUGAUCCUUCCUUGGGUUUGGCUGCUGAGAUUCCUCAACAUCAGUCAUGCUCAGGAUUGCUCGUUGUGUCCUGUUUUGGUGGGUCAUUCUAGGGCCUCUCACUGUAGUGCUGCCCAGAUACCCAGAUAUGGACAGCAUGAUCCUCUGGUGCAGAGUUUUGGGCAAGGAGGAGGGUGGGAAAGUCUGUGUGUGUUAACAAUGAUGACAGUGAGAGGCUGGGCAGGAAGGAGCUGGCAGUGAUGUUGGUGCUGUGGGAGGACAGAGAACAGCCUCGGUGCUUUGGGGCUGCUGGGAGCAGUUCCAUGGAGCCCUGACCCUGCUCCUCAGCCUGCACAGAGUUACUGAGGAAGGAAUUUGGGAUGGGGUGUGAUCUUCCCAGCUGUGCAGCACAGCCUGGCACCCAGGCUGAGUGACACAGGUGAGCUCCAGAACAAAUGAAAAAGAAACAAAUCGUAGCUCUUUUCUUCAAUGGUAGCUCCUAAAUCCACUGUAAAUGCAGUGCUUUGAAGGUCAUUAAUCCACACUUCUGUCAUGAAACAAAACAAAGCACAAUGACAGCCACCUCUGCAGAGCCUGUGCAGCUGGGACUGUGCCCUUCCAGCUGUGGAUGUUCCUGAAGUGCUGCCACAGCUUCCAAAGAGUUUUUAAUAAGUAUUCAGAAGAAAAGAUUGAACUCAGCCUAGUGGGAGAAUCUACUGUUUGCUCUUCGGUUUGGCAAAUGAAAAGUAACAAUUUGGUGGUAAAUAGUACAAACAGUCCCACUUCCUCUUCCCAGAACAGGAGUGGGUUGGGGUUUUUGACCUUGCUGUGCAACCCCACGUGCUGCUCCACAGAUCUGCACCCCCUGACAGUGACACUUGUGUUGGUUUGCUGGCUGAUGUGCAGAGCUGUGGAGGGAGGGAUGAUUUCAUGGCCCUGAAGUUUAAAAGUUCCUGCAAUGAGAAAAUUCUGCUGCAGAGCCCUGAAUUGCUUACAGUGACAGACAUGCCCGAGUCAAUCUUACAGGGCAGUGAAGAUAAGGACGAACAUAAAUUUAAUCUAAGUGUGAAGAUAAUCAAAAAACAUCACCCCAAAACAUCCAGCACAAAUCUGAUCAAGUUCUUGUUCCUGCUGGAACUUCAGUUACUUUUUGCAGUCUUGGAGGAAGGAAGUUGUCAGUGUUAAGAAAGCUUUUAGCUAAAGUACUGAGCUGCUUGGCUUUGGGAGGGUGAGAACUGUGUGUGGGCAGGGUUUAAUGGAGGUUCCCUUUAGAAGAAGUGUCUGUGGGAUGCAUUAAUGUCAUUUCUAACCCUGAGCAAAAGGGCACAGUAACCCUUCUGUGUGCCCACACAGGCAGAACAAAUACCAUGGGGCCGUGUUUGCUUUGGAAGGGCUGAACUAACCUUGUGGGAAGCAAACUGGUGUUUCUUACCUGCAGGUCAGGUCACUGUGUGUUGCUUCUUGUUGAUCAUUGAGCUGUUUACAUGAAUGCCAAAGCCUUCUCCGAGCCUGCAGUUGAGUUUUGGAAGUCUGACUUUGACUGAGUCUGAUUUUGGUGGUUUAAUAUGCACUGGAAAGUUGAAGGCCCUAUGAGAAAAAGGGAAAGCUAAGGAUGCUGGAGCAGAACAAUGGAUUUCUCUUUCUCUUUCAUGCAAGGGAUCAUGGGAAACACAAUUCAGCAACCACCUCAACUCAUUGACUCCGCCAACAUCCGCCAAGAGGAGGCCUUUGAUGGCAGCAGUGACAUUGCUGAGGAUGGGGGCCGGACACCGUACGAGGCUGCGCUGCAGCAAGGCUUCCAGUACCCCACGCCCACGGCAGAGGAGCUGCCCCCGCUCACCAACGGCUACCCCAGCAUGUACGAGCCCCAAGCCAAAUACCAGACGUACACUCAGUAUCCCAAUGGGUCGGCCAAUGGCUUUGGGACAGUCAGGAACUUCAGUCCCCCGGAGUAUUACCCCAUGGAGAACUCCAAUGCGAGGCCGCAUGACGUUCUGGAAAAACCUUCCCCUCCCCAGCUGCCUCCUCCGCCACCACCUUCAGCUCCACAAGUGGGGAUUCCAAAGAAGACUGGCUCACCAGAGAUCAAACUCAAAAUAACCAAAACUAUCCAGAAUGGCAGGGAAUUGUUUGAGUCCUCCCUGUGUGGGGACCUGUUGAAUGAAGUCCAAGCGAGGGAGUAUGCUAAGGCAAAACAUGAAGGGAGGAAAGAGAAAAGGAAAAAAAGUAGCAAGCAUGACUCUUCCCGAUCGGAAGAGCGCAAGUCACACAAAAUUCCAAAAUUAGAACCAGAGGAGCAAAAUAGACCAAACGAGAGGCUUAGCACACUCUCUGAGAAACCAAGGGAAGAUGCAGUGUUGGAAGAAGCCCCGGUGCAGCAGCUCGUGCCGUCCCUCCCAGUGCAGGUCACCCACGACGUCAAGUUCCAGGUGGGGGAUCUGGUCUGGUCCAAGGUGGGGACGUACCCGUGGUGGCCUUGCAUGGUGUCGUGUGACCCGCAGCUUGACGUGCAUACCAAAAUUAAUACAAGAGGUGCCCGGGAAUACCACGUGCAGUUCUUCAGCAACCAGCCAGAGCGGGCCUGGGUGCACGAGAAGCGCGUCCGGGAGUACCAAGGGCACAAACAGUACGAGCAGUUACUGGCUGAGGCAGCCAAGCAAGCCAGCAACCACUCUGAGAAACAGAAGAUUCGCAAGCCGCGGCCGCAGAGGGAGCGAGCGCAGUGGGACAUUGGCAUUGCCCACGCCGAGAAGGCGCUGAAGAUGACCCGGGAAGAGAGGAUAGAACAGUACACCUUCAUUUACGUAGACCAAGAGCCAGAGGAGGCUUUGGCCAAGGCCAAAAAGACUGCUGCUUCCAAAUCAGAGGCCAGGAAGAGCCGGCGGCCGAGGCCAGCGCCGAGCACGCAGCCGGAGCACGCCGGCGGCGCGGCGGGGUCAUCGCCCUCGCACGUCGAGGCGCGCAGGCUGGGCCAGCGCCGGCAGCCCAGCCUGGAGGAGGAGGAGGCACCACCUGUGAAAAUCGCCUGGAAAACAGCUGCAGCUAGGAAGUCCCUACCAGCUUCCAUAACCAUGCACAACCUGGAUCUGCAAAAGUGUAACAUGUCUCCGGUUGUUAAAAUUGAACAGGUUUUUGCCCUUCAGAAUGCUGCUGGGGAUGGAAAACUCAUCGACCAAUUUGUUUAUUCCACCAAGGGAGUUGGUAACAAAACAGAAAUAAGCGUCAAAGGACAAGAGAAACUGAAUUCUUCAUCAGCUCAGAGAAGUGAAAAAGCAGUGGUGCAAAACACAUCCUCUCCUGAGACGACUUCUGGGGCAGCAGGUUCUGUAGAAAAGAAGCAACAGAGAAGAUCGAUUCGAACCCGCUCUGAGUCUGAGAAAUCUGCCGAAGUUGUGCCAAAGAAGAAGAUCAAAAAGGAGCAGGUUGAAACUGUCCCACUGGCAGCAGUGAAGACGGGGUUGCAGAAAGGUGCCAGUGAGAUUUCAGACUCCUGUAAACCCUUAAAGAAGAGAAGUCGUGCCUCCACAGACAUGGAACUGACCAGCUCAGCCUACAGGGACACGUCUGACUCUGAUUCCAGAGGACUCAAUGAUUUACAGGGCAGUUUUGGGAAGCGUUCAGACAGUCCCUCAGCCACUGCUGAUGCCGAUGCCUCAGAUGUGCAGUCAGUGGACUCCAGCUUAUCCAGGAGAGGAACUGGAACAAGUAAAAAAGACACUGUUUGUCAGAUCUGCGAGAGCUCCGGCGAGUCGCUGCUGGCCUGCGAGGGGGAGUGCUGCAGCAUGUUCCACCUGGAGUGUCUCGGCCUGAAGGCCACACCUGAGGAAAAGUUCAUCUGCACUGAGUGUAAGAAUGGAGAGCACACGUGCUUUUCCUGCAAGCUCCCUGGCAAGGACGUGAAGCGCUGCUCUGUCAGCACCUGCGGGAAGUUCUACCACGAGGCCUGUGUGCGCAAGUUUGCCACGGCGCUGUUCGAGUCCCGCGGCUUCCGCUGCCCGCAGCACUGCUGCACCGCCUGCUCCAUGGACAAGGACAUGCACAAAGCCAGCAAAGGUCGCAUGGCGAGAUGUCUGCGUUGCCCCGUUGCCUAUCACUCAGGAGACGGCUGCAUCGCUGCAGGAAGCUUGUUUGUGUCAUCCCAUAUCCUCAUCUGUAGUAACCAUUCCAAAAGGACUCACUCCUCAUCAGCUGUAAAUGUAGGCUUUUGUUUCGUUUGUGCAAGAGGGCUGGUAGUGCAGGACCAUUCAGACCCCCUGUUCAGUUCCUAUGCCUAUAAGUCCCACUAUCUACUGAAUGAGUCAAAUCGUGCUGAGUUGAUGAAAUUACCUAUGAUUCCUCCUCCUUCGUCAGCUUCCAAAAAGAAAUGUGAGAAAGGUGGCAAACUGUUGUGCUGUGAGUCCUGCCCAGCUUCCUUCCACCCCGAGUGUCUCAGCAUAGAAAUGCCUGAGGGAUGCUGGAAUUGCAAUGACUGUAAAGCUGGCAAGAAGCUGCGGUACAAGCAGAUCGUUUGGGUCAAGCUUGGGAAUUACAGGUGGUGGCCAGCAGAGAUCUGCAAUCCCAGGUCUGUGCCUCUCAACAUACAGGGCCUCAAACAUGAUAUCGGGGACUUCCCAGUAUUUUUCUUUGGUUCACAUGACUACUAUUGGGUACACCAGGGCAGAGUUUUCCCUUAUGUUGAAGGAGAUAAAAGCUUUGCUGAGGGGCAAACUAGUAUUAACAAGACCUUCAAGAAAGCACUUGAAGAAGCAGCAAAGCGUUUCCAGGAACUGAAAGCACAAAGAGAAAGCAAAGAGGCAUUGGAAAUUGAAAGGAAUUCAAGGAAACCUCCACCCUAUAAACACAUUAAAUCCAACAAGGUGAUUGGGAAGGUUCAGAUCCAGGUGGCCGACCUGUCGGAGAUUCCGCGCUGUAACUGCAAGCCGUCUGACGAGAACCCGUGCGGGCUGGAGUCGGAGUGCCUCAACAGGAUGCUGCAGUACGAGUGCCACCCGCAGGUGUGCCCGGCCGGGGAGCGCUGCCAGAACCAGUGCUUCACCAAGAGGCUCUACCCCGACGCCGAGAUCAUCAAAACCGAGCGCCGCGGCUGGGGCCUCCGCACAAAAAGGAGCAUUAAAAAGGGUGAAUUUGUGAAUGAAUAUGUUGGGGAGCUGAUUGAUGAGGAAGAGUGCCGGCUGCGGAUCAAACGAGCUCACGAGAACAGUGUCACCAAUUUUUAUAUGCUAACUGUAACCAAGGACCGAAUAAUAGAUGCUGGCCCAAAGGGGAACUACUCUCGUUUUAUGAACCACAGUUGUAACCCAAACUGUGAAACACAGAAGUGGACAGUGAAUGGUGACAUCAGAGUUGGACUGUUUGCUCUUUGUGACAUCCCUGCAGGAAUGGAGUUAACAUUCAAUUACAACCUGGAUUGCCUGGGCAAUGGCAGGACCGAGUGUCACUGCGGAGCAGAAAACUGCAGCGGCUUCCUGGGAGUGCGUCCCAAGACAGCAUUUGCAACGGCAAAUGAAGAGAAGGUGAAAAAUGCAAAAUUAAAGCAAAAGAAACGGAAAAUAAAAACAGAACAGAAGCAGAUGCAUGAAGAUAACUGUUUCCAGUGUGGAGAUGGGGGAGAACUGGUCAUGUGUGAUAAGAAGGACUGUCCCAAAGCAUACCACCUCCUAUGCCUUAACCUGACUCAACCACCUUUUGGAAAGUGGGAAUGUCCGUGGCACCAGUGUGACAUCUGUAGCAAUCCUGCCGUGUCCUUCUGUGAGUUCUGCCCCCAUUCCUUCUGUAAGGAUCACGAGAAGGGAGCGCUGGUGCCGUCGGCGCUGGACGGCCGCCUCUGCUGUUCCGCACACGACCCCAAAUCUCCUGUGGCCCCCGAGUACUGGAGCAAGAUCAAGUGCAAAUUGGAAGCACAGAAUGCUGUGGAAGAGGCAAAGGAGUGAAUUUGGUUAAAAACAAACACGGGAGGGGAGAAGAGGGGCAACAGGCGAUGAACUCAGAUUGCAAUGCCACACUUGUCCUUGGAGCCAGCACGUGUGAGCUGGAACGGGACCAUUGACCUGAGCGAGAAGGACCAGGCAGUAGUGUUUGGUUUUUGUUUGGUCUUUCUUUUACCCUUGAAUGUGCUACAGCAGCUCUUACUGUUGGAAACAAGGAGCGUCUUGGCCUUUGAAGAAAACCGUAAACCUUUUGACAGUGAAAAGAAUAUUCUGUUUAAAAUAAUGUUCUUUGGGUGUAGAAAGCAAAACAUAGCCACAUAUUUAUUUAUUUAAUUUUGAAAGGGUUUUGAAGAUCUGGCUUUGAUCAGUCAUCGUGUCUUUAAAAACAAAACAGCGAAGCCAACGUAACUUUUGUGUCUAGUUUAUGGAAAGAGCAAAGCCUCUCCCCUCUGUAACACUGAGAUGCCAAACAGACAGGUGUGGGUGUCAGACCAGGUGGCUCUGAAAUGCCUCUGUUCCAGUACUUAUUGUUAAAGGCAUUGGAGAAGGUAGGUUGUCUCUCAUGUUUACUUACCAAUAUUAUUGGGAAGCUUUUCCUGUGAGAAAUCAGGUGUGUGACUUCUGGGAAGUGCAUAUAACACAAGGUCUGGCAGUGGGGAGAAACGCUGGCUCCUCGCUCCAGAGCUGCCUUGGGUGUCUGCAGACACAUGCAGAAAUUCAGAGUUUACUUGCACAGUGGUCAUUCCUUUAUCCCACCUAUUCUGAAAGCCCAUCCCAAGCAGGAGAGGCUCCCAGCCUCAGUCACAGCUGAAGUCAGUCCUGCCAGUGGGUUCAUCAUCUGCCACAUCUGUGCUGGUUUGGUGGCAGUUCUGAGUGUCAUUCUUCAGUCCUGCCUUCUCAGGCUGCCCUUGGCUUCAGGGGGACGUGGGCACGAGAGGGACCUGACCCACGUCCACGUUGGUUUCCAUGGAAUGUUAAGAUUUUCUUGCUGAGAGAGAGCUUCUAACUUCAAUCUUCAUUGUUAAUGGAGCUGAGGAACAUCUUGGCACUUCCUCAAUGAACAGGGUAUUUUGUGUCUGGGUAAGGGGCCAUAUCCCAGCAGCCAGCUGAUACCUCAGGAGUGGUUCUGUCUUGGAUUUCCUCUGUUAAUCAGAGAGACAGACUCCUUCAGUGAGGCUUUCAGAGAGUGGCUCUCGCUCCAGAAUUUUUGUAGGAAAUCUGUAUUCCUCCAUCUUUUUGUGCAAGGAGCCACGGGGCACUGGUUUCCCCAGGCUGGAGCUAGUUUUGGUGACUCUUCCCCCCAGCCCAUGAUCUUACCAAGCACUGUGUCUCCCCUCCUGCCCUGCUAUAGCGAGUACUUCUGACUUGUGUACUGGUAGUAGCUGCUCCCUGCCAGCCUUUGUUCAUGGGUACUGAAAAUAAUUGAGUGUUGCUGGCAUCUGGCUGAACUGAGCCUUGGAAUUAAGAACCUUGUCUCUAGAAAACUGCUUACAGAAACCUGUGGGAACACGGAAACUUCUCAGAUCUAGAAAAUAGGCUGAAAAAGUCUCUGUGGAAUUCAAAAAUGUCUUGCCUCUGCCUGGUGUCCUCAUCCUCAAAUUGAUGUAAAGGUGGAGUUUUUUGUGUGUGCAAUGGUGGGGUGAUACACUACAGUCCCUGAGCAGCUGCUGUGCUGUGGGCUCUGCCCAGAGCUCCUGCCCACUCCUCUCCUGGGGUGACAGAACCCACAGGUUCUGGGGCACUCCUGGGGCAGCAGCUCUUGGGAUCCCUAAAGCACUUCCUGCUGUGGGCCACGCUCCAGCAGGGUCCAACACUAACCCUGCUGGAAAGCAGUGCUGGAUUUUGGUAUUUUUAAAGAAAAAAAAAUUACAAAAAGGAUUUUAUUUUUCUUAAUGUUUUGUGUGAGAAAUGUCUUUUUUUAAGCUCUUAUUGAGGAUGUUUAACCUUCUCAAAUUCCAAACACAGCUCUUGCUACCACUCUGUAGGACCUGAGGUGUUCACUUUAUAUUAGGCUUGAUAAUGUUCAGUGAUUUUCUCUGAAGUCAGAGCGUUCUGAUAUUGCAGAUAUCAGCUGAUAUAUUAUAUAUAUAUAUGUGUGUGUGUUUGUGUGUGUAUAUAUAUAUAUAUAUCAGGUAUGUUGCUGAUAUCGUGCUGCUGUGUGAGUGCACUGACCUGCUCCCUUCAUUCCGUGUCUGUGGUGACCUGCUGAGCAGGGGGACGUGCUGUGGCAGCACCAGGACACCUUGGGAGCACCAGACAGGAGCCACAGACUGCCAGUGGCCACCCUGGUCAUGCUACAGAGCUGUGCUGGGGCACAGGGAGGGCACAGAAGGUUUAAAACUUGUCAAAUGCUGUGGUGGAGGGUGCUGCUCCUGUGCCACCUGCUGUCCUUGUACACUUUGUGUUCAGACUUCUUAGAGAUGCUUCUUUCUUCCCACCAAGAAAGGAUUCAUAGCAGCCAAUAGCUGGGCUUGGACUCAGAAGGGAAAACAGGAGAGGUUGUUCAGUUUGUGAGCAAACCUCUGAACUGAAGAGAAGGUGAGUCUUUCCAAAAGCUUUAAUGUUGGAUGAGAAAAGGCCAGUUCAGAGGAUCUUGGUGACUGCAGGGGCUGUGCUGAGUGCCAGACUCAGAUGUUAAAAUGCACAUUUUAACCAUGUCUUUGUGAAAUGAGUAACCAGAAUGUAGUUGCUUAGUGCAGUUCCUUUGUAAGGAAAAGAUUGCACAGCUGUUGUGAUGGAUUGGCUUCAGCAGAGUGGGAGGCAGCUGCUGAAUUCAUUUGUGUGGGCUCCAAAACAAGGAAUCUUGGAUAGCUGGGUCAUUUCAUGCAGAGACCUAGAGGAAAUCCACAGAACUGGUGAUUUUGGUGGAGAACUGCAGUGUGCUGUCCCAGCACAUUGUUGUUCCUUCAUGGGAACAGACCAGUACGUUUCUCCCUUUUGUGUUAAGUUUUUGGGGUGGCCCCACACUUCUGGUGACCUCCUGCCUCCAGCUCUGGCCCCUGGGCAGUGCCUGAGCUGCCCUGCCCAGGGAACAUUUGUGGUUUUCUGGAGCUUGUCCUGUGCAGCUGCACCUGGACACGGUGCAGGCAUCCUGCAGCCCUGGGCCACAGGAAUCCAGGAUCAAGAAUUCCACGAUUCCAGUGGUGCAGAGGCUGGUUCCACCAUUCCUGAACACAUAGUGCAAGCUGUUGUAGCUGUCAGAUUAUUGUAUAGACUUGUCCUGUCCAUAGAGUGUUGAAGGCGUUUGCAGCUCAGGAAGGAAAUUUUGUGGGCAAAUCACCUUCUCUGGUCACCACAUGGUCUUGGAGAAUCACUUCAAAUGGAGUAAUAGGGCUGGAACGUGGAUUUUUGGCCUUUCUUCUAAAAAAAACCCCUUCUUUUAUCUUAAUUUCAGGAUAGAAUGGGAAAGACACACUUACUAGACAUAAUUAUCAAUGAGCAUAAAAUCUGUAUAUAUUGAAACUUUACAGAAUUAAGUGGGGGGGAGGGUGGGAUGGGGGUGUCCGACGCUGGUACGGAGAAGUCACUUUAACAUGGAAACCUCUGCCUCAUUGAAUUCAGGGUUUAAUGUACUUGAAGCUCUGCGGUUCCUUUUACAGCUUUUUUUAUUUAUACAUGAUUUUUUGUAUACUGCUUUGAAAAUGUCCUUGACUUCCCCCAAGUUCUUUCCUGCUCCCGCUGUACAGUGGAUCCGUGGCAAACAGGAGGCUUUGGAAGCAGCUGUCUCGGAGGUUCCCCGGGUGUCGCGUGGGAGACGGCAACCUUGGAGCGAUGCUGUCCCUCUGCUUCCCGUUCCCAUCAGCUCUCCCCACCGUUUCUCUUUGUGUAGCAAAAACAUUUGCACUUACGAUACACUCCUACACGUUGGAUGUGUUCCCAGUGUUGUUCUGAGGGAAAAAGGAGAAAAAAACAAGACAAAACAGGAAGAAAAGCAAAGCUGUUCCCUGUGAUACUGUGUGAGCAGCUUAGGUCUGUGUUCCCCUGGGAGGGGUCUCGCCGCUCCAGAGCAGGAGGUAGGGAGCUGGAACUGUGCUUUGCGCAGGGGAUUUCUGUCAUUAAUGUGAAUAAAAAAGGGAAAACGUGUAAGAAUUUGCCAAAGCCAUUCACCACUCCCUGUGCCCCAGGGCUGUUCCCUCCCUGUGCCAGGGGCAGGGGCAGGCGGCUGCCUGGGGUCCCUGGGGAGAUCCCGGCUCUGGGGGGUCCCUGCAGCCCCCACCUUGCAGUUCUCUCUUGCUUUUGGGUCCUGGCCAGGCUGGACGAGCCCCUCCACUCCCUGUUCCAGGCAGAUCUGUGUCUCAUUUCUGGUGUCACUUUGCCGGCCCCCGGGCUGAUCCUGUCCCGUGGGGGUCUGGGGUUUGCGUUCGGGGGACCCGAGGACCCCGAGCCGUUCGUCUCCACGCGAGUGAUGUUGCACAACACAGAUCCCCACGGAUCGCUCUCCAUCCCCACGUGCUCUGUAAGAUGGACCUUUGUAGAGUCGUUAUUUCUGUAGACUUUGUUUAUCUGUAACAAACUUUGUAGAUUCUGUGAAAUGUUAUUUUAAGGAAAUCACUCGAGUCUUUAAUAGCAAAGCAUCGAUAUUCACCGAAGUCGAUUCCGAGGAGUUUUUGGACGCAGAUGCAGCCCUGACACUACCGAGGAGUGUCUGAUUCCACGGGGCAUUACUGUAUCAUGACUUGAUGUUGCCGCAUAGACUUUGAGAUAUCCGAUAUUUUGGGGGGUUUGUGUUGGCCUCUGUCCUCUUGCAUAGUGUGAAGCCUGUAAAGCUGGUUCCCUGUACAUAGAUAGCUCCUGUCCUCUAGGUAGAGCGUAUCGAGACUUGCCUGUAAUAUUUUAGCUUCUUACUGACUGUGUGUGAUGGUAGAACAUGUAAUUUUUGUACAUUCUAUUUACUGAGAUGUUGCCUUUUUUUAAUUUUAUUUUACAAAUACUCUGGAAUUCAGAUGUCGUUUUUUUGGGUUUUGAGUUGUUUUUGUUUUGUUUUUUUUUUUGUUCUUUUGUUUUUGUUUUACCUUUUUUUUUUUCCCCUUUUGCUUUUCCGUGAGGAUUCCUUUGGAAAGGUUUUUAAUGACAUUCCACUGAUCUGAAAUUUUUGCUUGAGGUUGACUUCAAUAAAUCGUUGUGAAUGUUGCA
Molecule: messenger RNA, 13888 nt
Organism: Parus major (Great Tit)
Lineage: Eukaryota; Metazoa; Chordata; Aves; Passeriformes; Paridae
Gene: NSD3
Product: nuclear receptor binding SET domain protein 3
Exons: 24
Coding region: 4457-8758 (1433 amino acids)
Biological process (GO): regulation of DNA-templated transcription
Cellular component (GO): chromatin; nucleus
Molecular function (GO): histone H3K36 methyltransferase activity; protein binding
Source: RefSeq, a predicted model, not a curated record